Molecule: messenger RNA, 969 nt
Organism: Daldinia vernicosa
Lineage: Eukaryota; Fungi; Ascomycota; Sordariomycetes; Xylariales; Hypoxylaceae
Exons: 4
Coding region: 1-969 (322 amino acids)
Source: RefSeq, a predicted model, not a curated record
AUGAUACGUUUUGGUUGCUCCCAGCUUGUCAUUGAGCGUCUAGACCCUCUCGUCAAUCCCGGUACGUUGCCGUCGCCGCACGUCCAUCAGAUCGUGGGUGGGAACUCGUUCAACUCGAGCAUGGACCCGGCAGUGCACGAUCUCGUCAGAGACUCUACCUGUACCAGCUGUACGUUCUCUGAAGAUUUCUCUAACUACUGGACGGCGGUUCUAUACUUCAGGGCCCGCAAUGGGACAUAUAAGCGCGUACCACAAUUUGCGAAUGUAGGACUCCGACAAGAUGGUGGAAUCACAGUUUACUAUAUCCCUCCCUACGAUGGAAAGACGAAAGUGACUGCUUUCAAGCCGGGUUUCCGUAUGCUUGUCGGAGACGCCGCGCUUCGCAAGGCCGAUGGUAUGCAGCGCCAGCUAUGUCACCGCUGCUACACAACCGCGGAUGGCGCCGGCCCCGCUGGGGACACGGGUGGCGCGCCGUGUACCGGUUCAGAUACGCAGAGCUUACCCCCUAAGCCCUGCGCUGGCGGUAUUCGCACGACGAUUACAUUCCCUACCUGCUGGGAUGGAAAGAAUCUAGACAGCCCAGAUCACAAGAGUCACGUCGCAUAUCCUCGCGAGGGUACCUUUGAAUCAGUAGGCACCUGUCCGGAGAGUCACCCUAUUAGGCUACCGCAGUUGAUGUACGAAGUUAUGUGGGAUACAACACCUUUCAACGACCCGGAACUAUGGCCCGAGGAUGGCUCGCAGCCAUUCUUCUGGAGCACAAACGAUGAAACUGGAUAUUCGCAGCACGGCGAUUACGUCUUCGGCUGGAAAGACGAUGCCCUUCAGCGUGCUCUUGAUGCGCGAUGCAACAACGCUGUCUGCAGUGAGCUCAAGGUUCAGACGUCGGAAGAGGCCCUAAAGUGCACCAAGGCUCAAACGGCAGUGGAGGAUGUUGAUGGAUGGUUGGAAAGUAUCCCAGGUAGUUAG